Messenger RNA from Daldinia childiae, 957 nucleotides. RefSeq names its product putative serine-threonine rich protein. Lineage: Eukaryota; Fungi; Ascomycota; Sordariomycetes; Xylariales; Hypoxylaceae. The transcript has 2 exons. The coding region runs from base 1 to 957 and encodes 318 amino acids. The record is from RefSeq and is a predicted model, not a curated record.
AUGAAGUACGCUACAGCUCUUUCGGUUGCCGUUGCGCCUCUGGCCAUCGCUAAAGCCGUUAACAACGUCUACCCCCAAAAGAGGACCAGCCACAAGCAGCAACUAGAGGAACUCGCUGGUCUUGACGGCCUUGGUGGGACAAUCAACCUGGCACACGGCGUUUCGUUGGGACAGGCUACUCAGAUCAUCGUGAUCUGGGCGAACCCUGGAAACGACGCGAAGACAACGACGCUGCACGAACAAGUCACUGUAACUCAGACAGUCACUGCUGGCGCGGAAGCAACUGCGAUUGGAACCGAUACCCUUGCUGCCGGUGCUACUACCACAGCAGCUGCUGGUGCGAUAGCAACCCACACAGUUCAAGUCGGUGGCUCUGCCGGCUUAGUCUUCGUUCCCGAUCAAGUAAAGGCCAACGUUGGUGACAUGGUCAUCUUCGAGUUCAUGAGCAUGAACCACACCGCUACCCAGUCCACUUUCGCCGAGCCCUGCAAGGCCAUGGAGGGCGGUAUGGAUUCUGGAUUCCAAGCCAAUCCCAACAACACCGUCAGCCCCCCUCCCAAGGUUGCCAUGCAAGUUAUGACCACCGACCCUCUUUGGUUCUACUGCAAGCAGAAGGGCCACUGUGGAAAGGGUAUGACUUUCUCGAUCAACCCUACUGCUGAGAAGUCCCAAGCCAUCUUCCAGGCCGCGGCCAUUCAGCAGAACGGUGCAGGAGCCGGCAGUGCUAUCACCGGAAACGCUACCGAAUCCGCUGUUGCCGCCCCCGCCGCCACCUCUACAGCAGCUGUUGCAGCUCCAUCAGACAUCACCCAGGGCACCGGCACUAUCCAGAACGGUGCCUGCGUCUGCGCUGUCCAAUGCAGCACUGGUAGCUUCCCUGUGAAUGCUGCCCAAGGUAUCGGUGCCUUCGGUGGUUUCGCAGGAGGCAUACCUGAGAGCAUGAUGGAGACUGUUUAA